UUUUGAGAGACCACUGUAGUAAACUGAGGCGGUCUGUAUUCUCGUUAACUCUCGCGAGAUCAAACCACAAGCAAUCAUGGCGGCCGCGAUGGAUGUGGACACCCCGAGUGGAGCUAACAGUGGAGCUAGCAAGAAACGUUUUGAAGUGAAAAAGUGGAAUGCUGUUGCGCUUUGGGCUUGGGACAUUGUUGUGGACAACUGUGCCAUUUGCAGAAAUCACAUUAUGGACCUUUGUAUAGAGUGUCAGGCCAAUCAAGCCUCAGCUACAUCAGAAGAGUGCACAGUGGCUUGGGGAGUCUGCAAUCACGCGUUUCAUUUCCACUGCAUCUCUCGCUGGCUGAAGACCAGACAGGUGUGUCCCCUGGACAACAGAGAGUGGGAGUUUCAGAAGUAUGGCCAUUAGCAGCAUCUGGAAUGAUUCAGGAAUUUCUUUCCUGAGCUGCUUGCUGUUUAGAUGCCACUGUUUUCUUGUCAAAUAGACAUAUUACUCCAACGUUAAAAUGUUCUAGUUUUUUUUUUAUUUCUGUGUAGUGCGGCAUCCCAUGCUGUAAAUUAUAAAUAAAGUUUUCCAGAGUCCA
This is a messenger RNA of Paramisgurnus dabryanus, 578 nucleotides long. The record is from RefSeq and is a predicted model, not a curated record. Lineage: Eukaryota; Metazoa; Chordata; Actinopteri; Cypriniformes; Cobitidae.